Empidonax traillii (willow flycatcher) is the source of this 1954-nucleotide messenger RNA. It is a transcript of the gene HAUS3, whose product is annotated as HAUS augmin like complex subunit 3. The coding region runs from base 96 to 1934 and encodes 612 amino acids. The record is from RefSeq and is a predicted model, not a curated record. Gene Ontology annotation, biological process: centrosome cycle; spindle assembly. Lineage: Eukaryota; Metazoa; Chordata; Aves; Passeriformes; Tyrannidae. The transcript is spliced from 4 exons. Gene Ontology annotation, cellular component: HAUS complex; centrosome; mitotic spindle.
UUCAUUUUAAAUGGCAAAAAAAUCACGGCUGGAAUAAUUCCCCAGAUUUUUUUCAUGCAUUUGGAUCUUUUCUGCUUACAAAAAAUAUUUUAAUCAUGAGCUGUGGAAAGGAUUUUGUGGAAACUCUUAAGAAAAUUGGAUAUCCAAAAGCUGAUGAGCUUAAUGGAGAAGAUUUUGACUGGAUGUUCGAGUCUUCAGAAGACAGAUCGUUUCUGGAGUGGUUUUGUGGAAACAUAAAUGAGCAGCAUGUGGUAUCUGAAAAAGAACUGCAAGAUUUUGAUAAUCUUGUUGAGUGUGGUAAGCCCAUCUUGGAAGGAGAUGCACUGGAUGAAGCUCUGAAAACGUUGAGGCCGAUGGAUUCAAAGAACAGUAACCAAGAGGAGGAGGAGGAAGAGGAGGAACUGAAGGAAUUAGAGGAUGAGCUUCAAACUCUUCAGCAGUUAAAAAAACUUCAAAUUCAUCAGCAUAACAAGCUUCAACUGAUGGUCACUGCAAACAGCCAUGUGUUACAAACACUGCAAAGCAAAGAGGAAGAAGCACAAAAAGAUUUGAAAGAGGCGCUGGAAGUGUUUAUUGCAGCAAAUAAGAAUCUCGACAGUGAACUGCAGUCUCUUAUGGAUGCAGCAAAGAAAUUUGCCUCUUUCUUCACAGCUUCAGAUUCAGAACAUCCAGUGUUUUUUUCCCAACUUCCUUUGGACAAGUAUUUUGCUCUGGAGGAACAAAACACUGCAGCACUUACCUCACACAUAAAAAAAUAUUUCUAUCAAGGUAUGUCUGAAUGUGUUGAAAAUUCACAUGAAGACAGCUUUCAACUUGAAGAUUUAAGCAAGCAAGUCACUCGUGAGGAGACUGAUGAAGUUUCUGAAGAGAGUCAAGAGGUAGCCAGGCUCCAGACAGCAUAUAUUUGUGCUCAGCAUCAGCUAAUUCGGCUGCAGGCUGAAGAGGAGGGCAUGAAAUCAGCUGUCAAAUGUGCAGAGAGCAUGCUGCAGUCCUUGGACAAGGAUAUUGGACAACAAGAAAACCUUGAUGCCAAAAUAUCUAGUUUAAAUGAUGAAAUUUCAACAAUUAAACGAGAUAUAGCUCAGAUAAACAGCGAGGAGCUGCUUCCCCUUCUGAAAGAGAAAGCACAACUUUUGACUGAGCCUGUGCUGAGAACCUACUUGGAUCAUCAGAUUGCCCAGCAGGACUGUUACGCUGCAAGACAAGAUGAAAUGUGCAGGCACUUGAUAAGACAGAAAACAUCGUUUGAACUUAUUGAGCUGGGCUGUAAAAUGGAGAUGAAGAAGCACCAGGAGAUCAGCUGUCAGCUUGAGAAUUUGGUAGAAUCUCUGAAGAAGAGCACUGAUGAGUUGCAGCAGAGACUACAGGCCAUAACUGAGCGCAUUCAACCUGCAAAGCCGAAAGACAUUAUUAGUCCAGAGGAUGGUUUCGCUUGCAGGCUAUAUCAGCUCCUAGAAGGAGGAAAUAACAAACAGCAGUUAUUUAAAACGUACAAAAACCUGGAGCAGAUGGCUCAGAAGUUAAAGCAAGACUGUGCUACGGUACAAGAGCAGAUAGCAGCGUCUUCUCAAGAGCAGUCUCUCCUUUUGUCCAGCCUGGAAAGAGAUGUAGAUGCCCUUCGUGAUUCUCUGUAUUGUGGAGGAAAUCAGAUACAGCUCCGUAGCCCGGAACUUACUGAGCUGUUUCAUCAACUGGAAGUUGAUAUAAAUAAACUAAAUCAACUCCUUAUGGAUCUGGUUGCUGAUCUGAAGUCGAAGAAAAGCAUUCUGGAGUCCAACAAGCUGCAACAGAUGGAAAGAGACUUGUAUGUGUAUUUUUUCAAAGAUGAAGAUCACUUGAAGGAGAUGGUGGAGAAUCUUGAGCAGCAGUCUCAAGCUAAAGCCAGUGGUCUGGAAGAUGAGAAUUUCACAACCGGUGGAGUUCCUAAUGUCUAAACUCCAGUGUACUCCUAAGA